Zingiber officinale is the source of this 1848-nucleotide messenger RNA. Its product is annotated as protein trichome birefringence-like 28. Gene Ontology annotation, molecular function: O-acetyltransferase activity. NCBI's taxonomy places the organism in Eukaryota, Viridiplantae, Streptophyta, Magnoliopsida, Zingiberales, Zingiberaceae. Bases 225 to 1511 code for a protein of 428 amino acids. The transcript has 5 exons. Gene Ontology annotation, cellular component: Golgi apparatus. The record is from RefSeq and is a predicted model, not a curated record.
AGGGGCGAAAUAAAAUUACUCACUCGCUGUUCUUCCGUCCUUUCCCCUGUUCGUGUCAUUUAAAUUCAUCGGAAGUACCAGCAGCCGUGCGUGGGAAGCUCAAAUCCAUGAUCAUCCCGAGAUGAUCGAGCUCCCAAGGCCGGAUUUCCCCGGCGGAAACGUUGGCAGAGAUCAAUAGCCUACCCAGAGCAAGAAUCGUGGCGCCGAUCGAGCAACCAGACGAGAUGAGCUGGAAAUCCCUCUUCUGCUCGCCGUCGGAGUCAUUGCUGGCGGCGGCCAGGCUCGCCGGAUCCUACAUCAGAAGAGGUGGCAAGCUCCCCGUCCUUGUCGUGGUCGUCGCCGUCUUCCUCUUCGCCGCCGUCAUGUACGGCGAGGACAUGCGGAGCUUGGCCGAGUACUCCUGGUGGCGCUACAGGGCCCUCUACCCCGCAGACUACAUCGCCGACGACGUCUCCGUGCCGGCGACUUGCGAUCUCUCCGAUGGCGACUGGGUGUUCGACGAUAGCUAUCCCACGUACCAGGAGAGCAGCUGCGAGUUCCUCUCGAAGCAGGUCUCCUGUUUGCAGAACGGCCGGCCGGAGUCCAAGUACCAGAAAUGGCGGUGGCAGCCCAAGAACUGCUCCUUGCCUAGAUUCGACGCGAGACGGAUGCUGGAGUGGCUGCGGGGGAAGCGGAUGCUCUUCGUCGGCGACUCGAUUAACCGGAACCAGUGGGAGUCGAUGGUGUGUCUGAUGCAGACGGCGGUGCCGCGGGGGAGGAGAAGCCGCAUCGUCGACGGAUCUCUCCUUAUUUUUCCGAUCAAGGAGUACCGUACCUCGAUCGAGUUCUACUGGGCGCCGUUCCUCGUGGCGUCGAACUCCGACGCGCCGGAGUUCCACAGCAUCCCGGUGAGGAUCAUCGACCCCGACGCGGUGGAGAAGCACGCGGCGCACUGGAAGGGCGCCGACGUGCUCGUCUUCAACUCGUACAUCUGGUGGAUGAACGAUCCCCAGAUGAAAGUCCUGCGGCCGGGAGCCGGGAACUGGACGGAGCAUGACGAGAUUGGGAGAGAAGAAGCUUACGAGAGAGCGUUGAGGACCGUGUUCCAUUGGGUGGAUCGAAGCUUGAACCCCAACAGCUCCGCCGUCUUCUUCAUGAGCAGGUCCCCCGCCCAUGAUCGGAGCACGGACUGGGGCAAAUCCGACGGGAUCAAGUGUGCCAAGGAGACGGAGCCGAUCCAGAACAUGACCGGAGUGCCCAUCGCGUCGAAGAUGUGGGAAGUGGCGAGGAAGGUGGCAGGCUCGACUGCGCGCGUGCCGGUCACCUUCCUCGACAUCACGGCCAUGUCGGCGCGGCGCAAGGACGCCCAUGCGUCGGUGUACACCAUGCGGCAGGGGAAGUUGUUGUCGCCGGAGCAGAAAGCGGACCCGGCCAAGUUCGCGGAUUGCAUCCACUGGUGCGUGCCGGGCCUACCGGAUACUUGGAACCAACUGCUCUACGCCCGGCUCCUCUCCCGCCGGCCGCCCCAAUGACGGUAAAGGUUUUCCUCUUUCAUCUGCGGCGACGGUGGUACACUGGUACCAUAUCCAUUUUAUCGGUUUUUGCGAAAACGGCUGUGGCUAUUUUAAAUGACCGGAGUUAUUUUUCUUAGAGAUUAAUUUAACUUCGUAAAAUAAAUGUGGCUGUAGUUUAGUGGUUAGAAUUCCACGUUGUGGCCGUGGAGACCUGGGCUCGAAUCCCAGCAGCCACACUUUUUUCAAAAUUUUAUUUUCUAUAAUUUUUAGGCCACAUUUCCUUCAUUCUAAAAAAUAUGUAUUUACUUAUUUAUUUUACACUGAUUAAUCUUAAACGCUGAGAUAAAUUUAUUUA